CCAUAAAGCACCCCGUUCGCUGUCGCAAACAAACGCAGGUGGCGGCUGCGAAGGAGACCUUAGCAACGGGUAUAGCGACCUCCCUCCCUUAGCAACGGAAAGGCAAAAGCAUGGCCGACGAGCAAGGGGCCAUCGGCGACCACCACCCUCGGGUGACCGAGGUCAGCCAAGCGCUAGCCCGUCACCUGAGCGGCCUGCAGGAGGAGUCUCGGCAGGCCCGGCUGCAGGCCCUAGCCGGCAUCCGCCAGGCGGUGGUGGAGCAGCCCCUCUCGCCGCCGGUGCUACAGGAGGUCUUCGUCAAGGUGCUGCUCCGACCUUUGACGCGCUGCCUGGUGGCCGACCCAGCCGAGCGCUGCCGGGAGCUGGCGCUGGAGCUGACCCGCUACAGUCUGAGCCAGGGAAAUUGGCCGGCCAAGGCGCUGCCUUUUCUGGUUCCGGCGCUGGCGCAGCGCCUCUGCCUUCCUCAGGGCGACGGCGAGGCGUGCGAGGAGCUCCGCCUCGGCCUCGUACAGCUCCUCAUCCUCCUGCUCCAGGCAUGCGGGAGCGACGCCCUGGCGCCUUACCUGCCCGAGCUGGUGCGUGCCCUGCGCAGCGCCCUCCUCGACCCCUACCCGCAGGCCAAGCGCGAGGGCUGCACGGGCGCCGCCGCCUGUGCCAAGGCCAUGCCAGACUCUUUUCACAUGCAGUCAGAAAGUCUGAUCAAUCCCUUAAUGCAAGCAAUUUCCCACCAACACUAUCGAGUCCGUGUUGCUGUCAUUCAGGCCACAGGAGCAGUGAUACAGUUUGGUGAUGUGAAGUCUCUGGAUGAUGUGCUCUCUCAUCUAGCUCAGCGGUGUUUUGAUGAUAUCCCACAGGUUAGAGAGGCUGUUAUUGGUGUUGUUGGAGAGUGGCUACUGCAUCUGCGGGAUAGAUAUUCUUAUUUUCACAAGUUAAUUCCUCUGCUGCUCAGCGGCCUUACUGAUGAAAUACAUGAGAACAAGGAACUGGCUCUAACUUACUGGAAGAAAGUAGGUUUGCAGUGGGAAAAAGAAAAUGAAGAUGAUAUUAAGGAUAAACUUGACUUCUAUGUUGCACCACCUUAUUAUCCUCCAGGAUUGACUCGUCUAGAUCUGGGAUGUCGGGAGCUGGUGACCAGAAACGUCUUCAAAAUACUUCCAGGUCUCUGCCAUGAUCUCACUGACUGGGUUGAGGGCACAAGAAUAAAGGCAUCGCAGCUUCUGGUUAUAUUGUUGCAGCAUGUGGAGGACCACAUUACACAGCACAUGGAACUCCUCCUUAGGACUCUGUACCGUGUAUGUUCAGAUGCAGAAAGUAAUGUGGCUGGGAAUUGUAUGAAAGCAGCUGAGUUGAUUGGAGCCUUUGUCAGCCCAGCAGUGUCUCUGAAGUUAAUUGUGUCUGACCUUGAAAAAGCACCCAUGCCAUCUUACCUCAUGAUUCUAGCAGCAGUUAUAAAAGGUUCCCCAAGGAAAGUCUUGCAGCCUCAUUUAGCGUACCUUGCCAACACACUGUCUCAGCCGGAAAUAAGCCAGCGGUCUGAAGAGGUCUUUUAUGUGGAGCAGCUGCUUUGCUGUGUGGAAGCACUCACUGAAGUGUGCCAAGAAGACUGUAAAGAAAUAAGCCUUCAGCUAACAAAGGUUUUGGUAACAAUAAUGGCAAUACCAAGUGCCGGACCCAUUCAUGAAAAGUUAGAGGAAGCAAUGAAUGCAUUGGCUGAGGUGCAGCACUUGAAGGGUCCUGUUGGACUGUAUCAACAACAUAUAGUUCAGCUGAUGAAAUGGGUAUCCUUAACUCAUGAUAGUUGGACCUGCUUCUCUCCAGAAUUACUACAGUUAUAUGUAAUUGCUACCCAUUCAGGCCCUGUGAUUGGUGAAGCUCUUCAGGAGUUUAUUCUCAUUCUUAAAACAUGUCUUCAGACAUCUAGAGAUCCUCGGAUGCGUCUGAAGCUAUUUAGUACUUUAUCCCAGUUGCUUCAAAAACCAAAUGAAACAGUCAAUUCUCAAGGGCACUUUUGUAACUACCUUGAGAUCGUGAUAAAAGACAUCCUGGCUCCUAAUCUUCAGUGGCAAGCUGGAAGAACAGCAGCUGCCAUCCGCACAACGGCUGUAUCAUGCCUCUGGGCUCUUAUUUACAGUGAACUGCUUUCACCAGAAGAGAUGCUGAAAGUUGAAGAUGUACUACUGCCCAAAAUAAUUGGCACCCUGGAGGAAGAUUCCAAAAUGACACGCUUAAUGUCUUGUCGAAUAAUUUGCAUUUUUUUACAUGGCUGUGUAAAACAGUUUGAACUCAGCAAAAUUUACCCAGAACUCUUAAAGCGUUUGGAUGAUUCAUCACACGAGGUCCGACUUGCAGCUGCUAAUGCCUUGGUCAACUGGUUCAAAUGUAUAAACAGUGAUGAAAAGAAAGCCCUAUUGAAAGCCAAUAUUGAGGUUCUCUAUCAGGAACUGUUGGUUCACCUGGAUGAUCCUGACCAAAAUAUCCAGUCUGCUGUUUUAGAUAUUUUGAAAGAAGGAGGUGUUCUCUAUCCAGACAUCAUGGCAAAAGAAAUUGAAGCAGUUGUGCACAAACAUCGUAGCCCGACCUACUGUGAUCAACUGCUGCUGCACAUUGAAUCAACAGGCUGGAGAUACUCAAAAUCAUAAAUGCCUUAAUGGGAAUACACAAAACUCUUAAAUUAGGAGUGGAGUUUUCUUCUCAUUUGUGCCAUAGAAUGUUGCCACUUCAAUAAAUGGAGAAAUUUCAUCUGACACGCUCUGACAUUUGUGUGUGUGUGUGAAAAGAUUGUAGCUUUUUUACCUGAAAAAAAUGGAAAAGACAAAUGUAUGAAUAAGAGUUCAUUUGAUCUACAAUACAUUGUUCCAAAUCCUGUGUCUUACCAUCUCUGUGGUGAACCUUGGACCACUAAAUGAUGUUACAAUAGGUUACUCAGCUAUGUAUCUUACAAGUUACUAUGCAUCUUGCAAAAUCCAUAUGUCAAAUCCAUUUUUGGCCUUGGUGGUUCUUUAAAAGUAUUGCGUUUGGAUCUCUAAAGCAUGAAGCAUUUAGACCCUGAGCCUAGACAAUCUUUACUGCAAAGAGGAGUGGCAACUGUUUUGCAUUUGAAUUAAGACUGAAUGUGUCCAGCCAUGACAGCAGGGAGCAGAAAAUUAACUUGUUGAUCUCCUUGCACUAAAAGUCAUGUUACCUCAUUUCCAGUAAUAUAAAUACCUAAUUUCCUGGGCUGCUUUGGUUGACAAUGGGAUGAGCUUGUAUUGAUCUGUACAAAGUUAUUUAGGUUGUGUUUAAGGCAUGAAUGAAUGACUCAAACAGGGUUUGAAAAGGAAUGAAUGAAUUACAGAGAAGAAUGAAAUUAAUGGUAUAUCUGUCUUGAUAUUCAUUAUAGUUUGGCUUGCUGCAGUGUUUUGUUUUUCUGUACCUCAGUGCCUUUAUUAAAUGAAUCACUUUCUUUAUUGGU
Molecule: messenger RNA, 3451 nt
Organism: Rhineura floridana
Lineage: Eukaryota; Metazoa; Chordata; Lepidosauria; Squamata; Rhineuridae
Gene: DNAAF5
Product: dynein axonemal assembly factor 5
Exons: 13
Coding region: 111-2639 (842 amino acids)
Biological process (GO): outer dynein arm assembly; inner dynein arm assembly; cilium movement
Cellular component (GO): cytoplasm
Molecular function (GO): dynein intermediate chain binding
Source: RefSeq, a predicted model, not a curated record